AAUAGGAAACAAACUACAACAUAACUCUGAUCCCUGUAGAUGCCAGAAUCUUUGGGGUAAAGACUAAAUACAUAUAUUCUGCAGUUAAGCAUCAUUUAACGUGUGUCCAUUGAGCUGCAGUAAAAAACAACAAUACAUUAUAGAGCACACUGACAUUAGUAACUCCACCUUCCACUACAGGAAGGCAGCAUAUCUGUAGCUUACCUAAUUUAAAAUGUAUUUAUAAUCUAUGACCAGGACAUUCUAAGAUUAUAUGAUAAAAGAGCCUGUUGCACAAUAAUAAAAUUCUAAUAAUACUAAUAAUUUUAUUUAGAUGGUACCUUCCAAAAACAAAGUACAAAUAACGAAACAAAAAAAACAAACUUCAGUUUUUUAAGAUAACAUUACUUAAGGUAGAACAAAGCACAAUCAUGCUUUUUUCAUAACUUUAAUAUUCCUAGUUUUUUAAAUGAAUAGUUGUAGAAAAAUAUUUUAUGGUAAAAUUUGUUUAUUUGGUUAAUGAUCCUCCACAAAACCAAAGAUGUAGACUUCUUGAAAAGCCACAGCGUCUGCCUUAUCACACGUAGCUCUAGAAAUAAAGACUGUCACCAAAUCUGAACUGGAUGUUCACAGAGAGGUUUUGCAUUCAAGCCUUUAAAAAGCAGUGACAUCUUAAUAUCAGUUUUAAAACUCACAGGUUACCAGUGGAGGGCAGCAAGGAUUGGUUCUCUGAGAAGGUGUUAGAGGUCCAGCAGCAACAUUUUGUACAAGUUGCAGUCUUUGGAUGGUCGGGUGGAUUUGGAGAACCUUGCUGUACCAGCACACACUCCCAGGGAGGAAACUCCUCACUACAAUAGAUCAAGGAGACACAAACUAGCUGAAUGAAACGUGUUCUCCGGACUAACAAAAACAGUUGACGUUCACAGGCAAGUCUCUUCCUUUCUAUGGCGCCAUUUGUUUUUUAGAUCUCACCAAACCUUCAACCUACGGUAAUACAGUAUUUAAGUAAUUUAUAUAAAAGUACAGAGGUAUUGUCAGUGAAAAUGAAAAGUACUCAUUCUACAGAAAAUUGUCCUCUGUGACUGAUGCAUUAUUGUUAAUACUGAUGCAUCAAUGUUAGAGCAGCAUUUUAGUUGUAGGUAGAGGUGGAGCUAGUUUUAACUACUUUAUAUACACUUAGCUAGUUUAGUCCAGUGGUUACCAACCUAUGGGUUGGGCCCCUACACAUUGUCACAAGAUAAGUGGGAGAGGUUGUGUAAUGAUGAAUGGGGAGUAAUCUGUUACACAUUUAUAUCCAUUUUUGGCCUUUGCUUUUUUUCUGAAAGACCCUCAUUCAGUUUUUUAAGUGAAAACCAUGUGAGAGGUUUAGAGGGAGGAUAUGUCUUUCGUGGAACUGUGUACAGCUCAUAGACAUCCGAAACAUGACAAGGGGCCACAACUAGACAACGUUUGUAAAGGCUCACAAGCCAAAAGAGCUGGGAACCUCUUCAUUGUAAUCUUUAACAAUGUAUCUUAUAAGCUAAGCUUUAUAAGUGUGUGUGUGUGUGUGUGUGUGUGUGUGUGUGUGUGUGUGUGUGUGUGUGUGUGUGUGUUUGAACAUGUAACUUGUAACUAUAACUGUCAAAUAAAAGCAUUGCAGUAAAAUGUACAAUAUAUCCCUGUAUGAAAUGGAGUUAAGUAUAAAGUAAGUUAAAGUAGAAUUUCUCAAGUACCUCAACAUUGUCACACUCAGUAUAAUGUCAAUUUUCCCUGCACAGUCACUCACCACCACUCACAGCUGAUCAGAGUUAGUGAAUUUUCAUUCAGUGUUCAGCUACCAUCUAUAAACCUAAACAUACCCCCAGCAUGUUUUGUUAAGAAGACAAACUUAAAACAACUGAGUGGUGAGUACUGUGCCAGCAGGUGGAAUUAGACAACAGGUUAACAUGGGUUGGAUUUGCAUUAACAGCCGAUUCAAACAGGAGCAGAUCAAAAAACAGGGGCGUAUGAUCAAAUACACUGCUCUCAUUCAUAUAAAAGGCAGAAAUGCUAAAUAAUCUUUGGUGAUUGACUGUUGAGUUUUACAUUGCACAUAAAUCCAUUAGUCCCACAUUAACCCUUAAAAAGUGCAAACUGCAAUCCUAGGGUGCUCAUGUCUCUUAGAUACUCAUUCAUCUGUGGCCCUGAUGUGGGCCUGUUAAGGCUUUGGGUAUGUACCAGGCUUAUCAGCUGCUGCUGCUGUGUGUAUAUUCUGUCAACGCGUUUUCAUGUAUUGUAAAGACAAGGGGUGGGCGCCUGAAGCUCGAGCAGUGCGCAGCAGUUUGAAGUGUUUCCGUGCCUCUGCAGUGAGCGACCACCACCAUUCAUACACCUGUUUUGUUGGGGUAUGCUGAGUGACACACGGAGCCCGCCCCCUGCGCUUGUCCUUUCAUUAUAAUUGGCUCGACACUGGCGUGUAUGGAAAUUUCCCCGCGCGACCCUUGGCUCGCACUUGACCGUCGCCAGUCCGCGGCAGAAUGCGCGAGGCCACAGGCGGACAGAGGCUCAGCCGGCAGCACGGACGACAGCUGCUUCCGUGAAGCGGCGGCCGUAGACCCACGUCACUCACCAGCACCUCCCGGGCAGAGGGCGACAACAUGCCGCGGUCUUUCCUGGUAAAGAAACAUCCCUGCACCAAGAAACCCAACUAUGGAAGACUGAACUCCCAGCCUGAGGAGGCCCCCUGUUGCACCCAUGAAGACUCUCUUCUAUACAGUGAGAUCCUCCCUCACCAUCAUUGUCCAGCCCAGAGCCCAUGGCUAGAGCAGAAAGGCCAGUCUCCCUCCUCCUCCUCCUGUCCUCUUUCUCACAGAGAAGACCGACUGCAUCUUCCAUCUUCUCCAAACACCUCACCUCUCUCCUUUUCAGGCCACUCUUCAGAGGCGUACAGUAGCAUCCCUGUAGAGGCCUACAAACCAGCUGAAUCCUGUACCAAAGUGAACCUGGAAAUCCAGCGUGCCGCAGGAGACCACAGGAGGAGAGAGAGCCUCCUCCCUUCUUCCCUCCCUCUCCUGGCUCUCUUUCCAGCCAUGACUCCUGGCAGCAGCAGCCAGGAGAGCUUGGAGUGUUUGGACUGUCGUAAGGACCUCUUGAGCUUCUCGGGCCUGGCCAAACGCAAGCAGCUCCAGUGUGAGUGGAGCAGUAAGAAGGACUUCAGCUGUAAGUACUGUGAGAAGGAGUACGUCAGCCUGGGAGCGCUCAAGAUGCACAUCAGGACACACACACUGCCCUGUGUGUGCAAACUCUGCGGCAAGGCAUUCUCCAGACCCUGGCUGCUCCAGGGACAUAUAAGAACACACACAGGAGAGAAACCGUUCUCGUGCCUCCACUGCAGUCGAGCUUUUGCAGACCGAUCCAACUUGCGAGCUCACGUCCAAACCCACUCUGAGGUGAAAAAGUACCAGUGUGCAAGCUGCUUCAAGACCUUCUCCAGGAUCUCGCUGUUGGCCAAGCACCAAGAAGCAGGCUGCCCGCUGUCCUGACUGCCUGCGGACGUCAACCUGCUCCAGAAUACCCUUUUGUAGAGUCUGAACAACAGUGUUUUUGGGACAGUGUCAAAAGACCCGCUAGGAUCUUUGCAUAACUGUGUGUGGCUCAUGAAACCACAUGCCUGAGCUGAGUAAAAAAGCUGCGUUAUGUGAUGACACUUUGAUGACAGCGUUGUUUUUUUUUU
Micropterus salmoides (largemouth bass) is the source of this 3670-nucleotide messenger RNA. RefSeq names its product zinc finger protein SNAI2-like. Bases 2595 to 3479 code for a protein of 294 amino acids. Gene Ontology annotation, molecular function: RNA polymerase II cis-regulatory region sequence-specific DNA binding; DNA-binding transcription factor activity, RNA polymerase II-specific. The transcript is spliced from 3 exons. Lineage: Eukaryota; Metazoa; Chordata; Actinopteri; Centrarchiformes; Centrarchidae. Gene Ontology annotation, biological process: regulation of DNA-templated transcription. The record is from RefSeq and is a predicted model, not a curated record.